This is a messenger RNA of Emiliania huxleyi CCMP1516, 600 nucleotides long. RefSeq lists its product as hypothetical. NCBI's taxonomy places the organism in Eukaryota, Haptophyta, Isochrysidales, Noelaerhabdaceae. The record is from RefSeq and is a predicted model, not a curated record. The annotation marks the transcript as partial. The transcript has a single exon.
AUGUCCGCCGACUACCAGGCCUACAGCCCAUACCAGGGUGGCACCGCCGACGGACUGCGGGAUGGCCGGGGCCGAUGCACCUUCGCUAACAAAUUCUUCAGCUACGACGGCGAGUGGUACAAAGGCGCGAUGCACGGCAACGGAACACUCUGUCUUGCCGAUGGCUCCGAGUACACCGGCUCGUUCCAGCAAGGCGAAAUGACCGGAGUCGGACUGCGGCGGUGGGCGAGCGGCGCCACGUACUCUGGCGACUUUGUUGGAGGCGAGAUGCACGGCAAGGGCACCCUGGUCGCGAGCGACGGUUCUCAGUACACGGGCAGCUUUCAGGAAAACUGCAGGCAGGGCCCAGGUCUGCACAUCUCCGCCGCUGGCGACCGCUACGAGGGGACGUGGCACGCGAAUGCGAGAGAUGGGGUCGGAACGCUGUGCACCGUCGCUGACGGCUCUGUUUACAGGGGCGAGUGGUCCCAGGGCGUGCGGGAGGGCGAGGGCGAGACGGAGUGGGCCCGGGCCAUUUAUCGGGGCACCUUCAAAGCCGAUCUACCCGACGGGGCGGGAGAGUAUCGGAGCCCCGGGUCCUACUGCUACUGCGGUUCCUUC